This is a messenger RNA of Eptesicus fuscus (big brown bat), 2622 nucleotides long. It is a transcript of the gene TBCCD1, whose product is annotated as TBCC domain containing 1. Gene Ontology annotation, cellular component: spindle pole centrosome. Lineage: Eukaryota; Metazoa; Chordata; Mammalia; Chiroptera; Vespertilionidae. Gene Ontology annotation, biological process: maintenance of Golgi location; maintenance of centrosome location. The transcript is spliced from 8 exons. Bases 114 to 1787 code for a protein of 557 amino acids. The record is from RefSeq and is a predicted model, not a curated record.
GGGGCGGGCCGGUCGGCGAGCGGGCGCGGCGGCGCACCGAGGAGCGGCGGAGCGGAGCCCGCCUGUGCAGGUAUGCAAAGAAGCCUUUUUACACAGAUGUCCUUAGAGAUAAUAUGGAUCAGUCCGGAGUUCUCCUCUGGGUGAAAGCAGAACCCUUUAUAGUGGGCGCCUUACAGGUCCCCCCUCCAUCCAAGUUCAGUCUUCACUACCUCAGGAAGAUAUCCACCUAUGUGCGAACCCGGGCCACAGAGGGAGCUUACCCACGCCUGUACUGGCCAACGUGGAGGCACAUUGCAUGUGGGAAGCUGCAGUUGGCUAAGGAUCUGGCGUGGCUUUACUUUGAAAUAUUUGAUAGUCUUGCAGUGAAGACAGCGGAAGAGCGCCUGGAAUGGUCUGAGAUUCUAUCCAACUGCACAUCUGAGGAUGAAGUCGAAAGGCAGAGAAAUCAGCUUUCAGUGGACACCCUACAAUUUCUGCUCUUCUUAUACAUACAACAGUUAAAUAAAGUCUCCCUGAGGACAUCUUUGAUUGGAGAAGAGUGGCCUAGUCCCAGAAACAGAUCUCAAUCUCCUGACCUGACAGAAAAAUCCAGUUGUCAUAAUAAGAACUGGAAUGAUUACAGUCACCAAACGUUUGUCUAUGAUCAUCUGUCAGAUCUCCUUGAGCUGCUUUUAGAUCCAGAACAACUCACUGCAUCAUCUCAUUCGACUAAUAGUAGUCUAGUCUCUAGAGAAGCUGUGGUGGCACUCAGCUUUCUUAUUGAAGGUGCAGUGAGGAGAACCAGGAAGAUAUACCCACUUCAUGAGCUUGCACUGUGGCAACCACUACAUGCAGAAAGUGGCUUCUCAAAGAUUUCUAAGACCUUUUCUUUCCAUAAGCUGGAAGCCUGGUUGAGAGCCUGUUUGACUGGGAAUCCUUUUGGUACCUCUGCUUGCCUCAAGUCUGGAAAGAAAUUGGCUUGGGCUCACCAAGUUGAAGGGAUGACCAAAAGAGCUAAGAUUGCUUGUAAUACUCAUGUGGCCCCUAGGAUGCAUCGCAUGGUGGUGAUGAGCCAGGUUUACAAGCAGACACUGGCCAAGAGCUCAGAUACUCUGGUGGGGGCACAUGUAAAGAUUCAUCGUUGCAACGAAUCUUUUAUAUAUCUGCUCUCUCCCUUACGGUCUGUGACAAUUGAGAAAUGCAGAAAUAGUACCUUUGUUCUUGGCCCUGUACAGACUGCUCUUCACCUCCACAGCUGUGACAACAUUAAAGUCAUUGCCGUUUGUCAUCGUUUGUCCAUCUCUUCUACAACAGGCUGCAUCUUUCACAUUUUGACACCUACACGCCCACUCAUUCUCGCUGGGAACCACACAGUAACUUUUGCCCCUUUUCAUACCCAUUACCCAAUGCUGGAGGACCAUAUGGCCAAAACUGGCCUUGCUACGGUGCCUAACUAUUGGGAUAAUCCAAUGAUUGUGUGCAGAGAGAACAGAGACACAAGUGUCUUCCGACUCUUACCACCUUGUGAAUUCUAUGUAUUUAUUAUUCCCUUUGAAAUGGAAGGGGACACAACAGAGAUACCUGGGGGUCUUCCAUCUUCAUAUCAGAAAGCACUGGGUCAUAGAGAACAGAAAAUACACAUCUGGCAGAAAACUGUGAAGGAGGCUCGUUUGACAAAGGAUCAAAGGAAGCAGUUCCAGGUGCUUGUGGAGAAUAAGUUUUAUGAGUGGUUGAUUAAUACAGGACAUCUCCAACAGCUGGACAGCCUUGUGCCCCCUGCAGCAGGUUCCAAACAAGCAGCAGGAUAAGACUCCUACAUCAAAACACUGGGCCUUGGAAACAUGAAUGGAAGCUAUUCAUUGGGAAGGUGCUCUUGCUACUUUAAAUGACUUUGGGGCUUUCUCUUCCUUGAUUUCCAUUCUAUACUCAUUUAUUACCAUUUCAGUUGAAUUUUAGGUAAAAUGACUACCAUAUAAAUGUACUGUUUAUAGAAUAUCAGAAGAUUCAUCUUUGUGAUGCCAAAAUGAAAAGUUGAUGAAGUCAGUCCCAUUGUAUGUAUGUUCAUAUUACAGUGAUUGAAUGUAGAUUUAAAAGUUAACUUCACAUUUUAAUUUGUCUGAUAAAAGGGUUUCAGCCUUUCUGGUGUUAAGAGUUCUAUAGUUCCUUGUAACUAUUUAAGAGGAAAUAGCUACUUUCUUAAAAAAUAAUUGGAAAGAAAGUAUGAUUGUUGGUAUAUAAAUAUAGCAGAGAUAGUUUUUUAUACAAAGACAUUUUAGUCCUUAAAGUAUGAAACUUAAUGAAACUGUAAAAUCUUUUUUUUUCAUUUUUUGCUUCAGAUUUUCAAUAAACAAAGCUCUAAAAAGUAAUUUUCUCCUUUUGAUAAAAAGUUAAGCUUCACUUUUAACUUUUGAAAAGGUUCCCAAUGUUAUUCUGUGAUAUCAAAAUAAAGUUUACAUUUGAUUGGGAAAGCUGUGUUCUUUAAGAUAAUGUAAAACAAUUAUCAAGUUAGUAAAAUGAAUCUGGUUGCUGAUAAAUGUUGUUUUAUCUGCUUAUUGACUAUUUAAUUAGUAAUUAUAUUAAAAAAAAGGGCUUGAUCUUUUAUUUCUAAAAUGAAAAUUAAACCUCGGACUCUGUUAAUUCUAA